CUUCCACCACCUCCCAGCUGACCGUGGUUAUUGAAGUCCUUGAGCGUGUUGAUGUUUAGCUCAAAGAAGUACCUCAACUCUUUUGGUUGGCAAGAGGGAAAUGCCUUAAAAGAAGGUGGUCUCCUUAAACCUGUUUUGACGUCUAGAAAAUAUGAUACUCGUGGUUUGGGUACAAAGCAUGAUUACGCCGACCAAUGGUGGGAUAAUAUCUUUUCUUCACAGUUGAAAUCUAUCCAAGUAAACGCUGGAAAUGGCAAUGUUCAAUUGGAAACGAAAGGGACAUCUAACAAGCUAGCAAUGGCGAAGUAUCACAGUAAAUACUCGGCCUUGUCGACUGUAUUUCGAUAUGCGGGUUGUCUAUCUGGAACAAUAGAAGAAGAGAAAGAAAGAGAGGGUUUGAAAAAUAACUCUAUUCAAAUGUCAGAAGAACAGCCGAAAGACAAGCGCUCAAAGAAAAAAUCUUCUCGGAAGGCAAAAUCAGGAUCUGACGAGCAAAAAUUAAAAGAUAAAAAGCAUAAAAGAAAAAGAAAGGAUUCUGAGGAUUCGCUGUCAUCUUCUUCCAAAAAGCGCAAAAAGGAAAAAAAAUCGUCUCAUCCCAAGUCAGAUCGGAAAAAAGAGAAGAAAGCGACCAAAAAGUCGAAGGGGAAAGAUUCAGAAGCUCGCAAGAAAAAAAAGCUUUCUAGAAAAGACAUUUAAACUGCUGGUUUCGAUAGAAACUGCUAUUAUGUCUUCAAAAAAGUAUUGGAUCUUCUAAUAAUCAAACUUCAACUAACACACUUUACACUGUUGGGGUUACUUAAAGGUAAUUAUUUUUUUCAUAACAGUACUCUUGACUUCAGAGGCUUCAUUUAAUAAACGACGGACAAUAUCACCUUUUAAUUGUUUGUCUGCCUCACUUGAGGAAUGCCUUUUAUCAAGCUUGGUGCUUUUUGCUUUGUUCUUUUUUAUGUUAAAGCAUAUCAUAGAAAGAACACUAUGGUUUUAGUUUGGCGUACUUUUUUCUCGGGUUGCUUGACAAAUUAUGUACAUUUUUAAUGUAGGUUAAUAGAACGGAUUCUUUGGGUUUUCAUUUAAUAUUAAAUUUCAUUAAAUAGAUGAAGAAUACAAAAAGCUGUAUAAAUUUCUGCUAGC
Schizosaccharomyces cryophilus OY26 is the source of this 1131-nucleotide messenger RNA. RefSeq names its product ribosome biogenesis protein. The record is from RefSeq and is a predicted model, not a curated record. Lineage: Eukaryota; Fungi; Ascomycota; Schizosaccharomycetes; Schizosaccharomycetales; Schizosaccharomycetaceae. The coding region runs from base 52 to 696 and encodes 214 amino acids. The transcript is spliced from 3 exons.